CUGGUUGCCAUGGCUACGGCGCGGAUUGAGGGCGGAGUCGUUGAAGUUUAUGAGACCACGGCGUAGGGACUUUGUCGCUUCAUUUCUCUUUGUGCUGCCCAAAACACUGAUCACGUACAAGACUACUGAUACAAACUAGUCAUGCCUGUAGAGGGUGGAUUGAAGUUGGUCAAGUACCUCGUUUUUUUCUUCAACUUUAUUUUCUGGUUGUGUGGCAUUGCCCUGAUCGUGGUUGGUGUCCUGGUGCAGGUCUCUCUACACAACACUCUUAAUAUUAAAGAUGCCUCAGCCUCUGGAGCUCCUAUCCUCCUCAUCUCUCUUGGAGUCAUCGUCUUUCUCAUCGCCUUCUUCGGCUGCUGUGGUGCCUGGAAGGAGAACUUCUGCAUGAUUACCAUGUUUUCCAUCCUCAUGAGUCUGAUCAUCAUCGCAGAAAUCGCAGCUGCUAUCGUUGGAUACAUUUACAGAGGCAAAGUGACAGAUGUGGUCAAGGACAGCCUUGCUGACAUGAUCUCAAACUACAACACAAGCAGUCCCGAGUUCAGAGAUGCAGUGGACAAACUUCAACAAGACUUGAAGUGCUGUGGUGUGAACAGCUCGGCCGACUGGAGAAGUUACACUCAGGAGGGAGACACUGUGCCAGACUCGUGCUGCAUCUCCAAGAGUCAGGGCUGCGGACAGGGAACCAUGAGCGAUGCCUCCAAAGUCUUUCAAAGGGGCUGUCAGCAAGCUGUGGAGGCCGUACUCAAGGCCAAUGUCAAGUGGAUCAUAGUUGCAGCUUUGGUCAUUGCGGUCUUGCAAAUUUUGGGUGUGGUGUUUGCCUGCCUGCUGAUGAGAGGCAUUCGGAGUGGCUAUGAAGUCAUGUGAUUUUAGUAGUGUACUGUUGUCCUAACUCAACGUUUAAAUUCUAGUUUCGUAAAAGAUCAUUUCAAUGUUCAAAUCUCACCGUCACUUUGCACAAAACAUUUUCUUUUGCAUUACCAAUAUUGUUACAAAAAUGCUUCUAAUUGGUCCUUUGAGAAGUUUCAAGUUCAAAGUAUUUCAAGUUCUGUAUAUUUGUGUAGGAGGAAAGAUUCUUUUAUGUUAGACACUUUAUAAGGUUAUUGGGUUGUGGUGGUUGCUUUACUAUUUUAUUAAAAAUUGUUAAAGGAAAAAAA
Boleophthalmus pectinirostris (great blue-spotted mudskipper) is the source of this 1154-nucleotide messenger RNA. RefSeq names its product CD63 molecule (gene cd63). Bases 142 to 864 code for a protein of 240 amino acids. The record is from RefSeq and is a predicted model, not a curated record. Lineage: Eukaryota; Metazoa; Chordata; Actinopteri; Gobiiformes; Gobiidae. The transcript has 8 exons. Gene Ontology annotation, cellular component: membrane.